AUGACAGGCUCAGCAACCUCCUUAAGCAUUGUGGAGACGGGAGCCUACAAGAUGGCAGAUCUCUCUGACACGACAGUGUCGGACAAGCGACUGCAACGAUAUGUUGUCGAGGACACCAGGGACCACGCAAGAGACUCCCUUACAAUAAUCUUUGACCGCUUCUGGGCCAAGUUAAAGGCACGUUUACAGCCUGAGGUGCCUUGCCAAAAAAUGCCCACACGGGACAGAGCCAAUGGCGGAUGGACGCCUGAGAGUCCUUCUCAAGGCAAAACUAAGACCCACGUGUCAAACUCCCACGUCCAGGGCCCUCCCGGGCUGAGAGCAACAAGGGGCACACCCCAGAAAGGCCGGCCACACCGGCAGAGAGCAGCAAAAUGCAUACUUACACGGUCUGCCAAGACUUCCCGCGCCACCCUGAAAGGGACAACCCUGGACCACGAAGGUUCCCAGGCUCAUGGCCUACGAACACCAGCUCUCACACAGCUCUGGGGCAGGAGAGGAUUCCCGCCUCCAAGACGCCGUGGCUCUACCCAGCUGAGACAGAAUCCCGGCGUGAAUCACAAGCCUGGAAAGCAAUUGACAAACAGCGGCAGCUGGGCCCGCAGCAGGAACGCUAUAAUCGCGGUGCAAGCUAGAGGAAGGAGUUCCACUACAUGCCGCAUCUGCACAGACACCCACCCUUACGGACUGUGCCCAAAGAAGAGCUCCGGUAAUGCAACGUUACAUCUCACCGUGCCAGACUCGACUGAGGACCGGUACCUGUCGCAGAUCAGCAGGAGGGGGAAAGGAGACACCAUGCCGUGCCAUAGAAUGGACUACCUAUUAAAGCAUAUCAGUGGCAUCGGGUGA
This is a messenger RNA of Pelobates cultripes (western spadefoot toad), 849 nucleotides long. Lineage: Eukaryota; Metazoa; Chordata; Amphibia; Anura; Pelobatidae. The record is from the annotation of a GenBank genome assembly.